AUGAUGUUUUUAUUCUUACUGUUUUUCAUAGUAAGUAAUAAAUUUGUAUUAGCGAAUUUUAAUCUAUUUGAUUCAGGUUUAAAAAGUUUCCAUUUGAAAAGUGAUUCUGAUGACUUUGAUGCCAGUGAUCUAACUAAUUUAGAUGCAGUGACUGGUAAUAUCAGUGCAGGUGUGGUUACUGAGUAUGUGUUCGAUUUAAAAGAUGCUAAUGCUAAUGCUAAUGUUACCUUCAGCACAGCCUAUGAAUUGCUUGUCUUUAUGUCUGGUAAUAUUUGUUCUAUGGAUAAUAUUACUACUGAUGGCUCACCAAGUUUAAGGAUAUAUUAUGGGUUUAAUGAGUCGAUUCUUUCUGAUUUAACAACUGCCUCCUAUGGGGAUUACACAGAGGGUUAUUUUUCAUCAUAUGCGAUUAGUCCUUUUGCUAAUGAUUCAUCAAUUUUGUAUUCAAAAUUAUAUAUAGUGGCUAAAUUGUUUGAUUAUGAUACCCAAAUGCCAUUAGAAAGGACACCAGAGAAUGAGAAUCAGUUUUGGAAUUAUACGUUGAGCGUUUCUUUAAAUCAUCUUACAUAUCAAUGGGAUUCCAGAUCAUGGCUGCAAGUACUAGACACUGAUUAUAAUUCUGCAUUAUUAUCAAUAGGUUCAAGUUCAGUGGCUAACUCAACCAAAUCAACUGGUGUAAGUUCAGCAUUGAAAUACUACGAUGUUUAUAUCUAUGAUACUAAGGAAGCGGAUAUAAUUGAUGAAAUGUUUGGUAUGUCUGUCUGCGCCAUAAAAAAUGGUCCUUAUAUUUUAUCUUCAAGGGAUUUUGCAACUUUAAAUAUAAAUACAACUAUGUUGAAUAAUGAUACCCUUGCUGCUCAAAAGAUAUCACUAGGUACCUUUUAUGGUAGUUCUACAGGCCAAUUUUAUAUUACUGGAUUGAAUAGUUCAACAACAUAUUCCGCAUAUUUGGUAAAGAAAAUUGUAGAUACUAAUGCCAUUUUAGAUAUAGGAGGUGUUCUAUUCCGAAGAAUAGAUUUUACAACAAAGCCAGAUAAUACAUGCUCAUUGAUUUUUGGACUAAAUUUCUGCUCUGGUGUUGCAUAUUCUGUUCCAACAUCAAGUAAAUUUCCAAGUGAUAAAGAUGCAAUAGCAAAAAUGUAUGAUUCGAUAGCUGAAUCCUUAUAUGCUAACUUCAGUAAUGCUUUGCAGAUAAUUCCUUGUGAUACCGAACUUGAUGCUCGAUAUUCACCAUUUAGAACAUGCGAUGAUUGUGCCGCAUCUUAUAUGAAUUGGCUAUGUGCUGUUUCAAUUCCUAGAUGCACAACAGAUGAAUCUCCUUUGUUUAUUAGAAGACAAAAAUCACAAAAUAGAAACAGCUACAUCAACAAUGAUAUUGCUCCAAUAAAUGAUUAUUAUGAAGUGUUACCGUGUAUAGAUAUGUGCUAUUCAAUGGUUAGAGAUUGCCCAAGUGAUUUUGGUUUUGCCUGCCCAUCUAUUACAUCAAAUUAUGACUUAUUAUCGUUAAGUUAUAACUUCCUUUUGGAAAAUUUUGAUUUCCCAACUUGUAACUAUAUUGGUGAUUAUUCAAACUUAGUGCUGUUCAAUUUAUCAGCAAUUUCAGAUAAUGCGGGACAAAAGAACUUUACUGACAUAUUGAAUAACCUAGAUAACAAUAACAAUUAA
Vanderwaltozyma polyspora DSM 70294 is the source of this 1665-nucleotide messenger RNA. RefSeq names its product Mid1p (gene MID1). Gene Ontology annotation, biological process: calcium ion import across plasma membrane. The transcript has a single exon. The record is from RefSeq and is a predicted model, not a curated record. Lineage: Eukaryota; Fungi; Ascomycota; Saccharomycetes; Saccharomycetales; Saccharomycetaceae. Bases 1 to 1665 code for a protein of 554 amino acids. Gene Ontology annotation, molecular function: calcium channel activity.